Vitrella brassicaformis is the source of this 1561-nucleotide messenger RNA. The record is from the annotation of a GenBank genome assembly. NCBI's taxonomy places the organism in Eukaryota, Vitrellaceae.
CGAGCUCAUGUCUUGACUUGACCAGUCAGUCCGACAUCGCAAUCGAUGUUCAGAUCACCAAAGAUCGAGUGAAGACACACAUCAAACACAAGUACACGCGUGGCGCGGAAAGAGCUGUGACGUCACAUGACAGAAGCCAGUCGAUCACUCGAGUGACUCCCUAGCAUUGUGGAAAUCGGUAUCCAGCUCUUCCUCGGCGUUGUUGUAGCACCAGUCGUCCUCCAACACAUGCGCCAAGGCCUCGGCCUCAGCAUUGUCACCUCCCGACCUGAGCACAACACACAACACAUCGACACGACCAAACCUUGGGCGGUACGUUCUCGUCUGUCUGUCUGUCUGUCUCUUCGUACGUGAGUGCUUUCAGGGCUUUCACAACGUCCCAGGUCUUGAUGCCGGCGACCAGGGCGACGUAGCUCAUGAAAGCAGUCCCUGGCAGCAUCGCCACUGUCAAAAGACUGUAGCCGAUGGUGAAGCCGAGGCCAGCGAAGUGGACCGACCACGCCAGGGCUGCACAUUUGCGUGCAUCCUCGUCAGUGAGUGUAAGACGGCCCUUGAGAAAUAGAACCAGGCUGCGAGUACGCGCACACCAACACAUACAUACACGCAUACCGUCGAAAGGCCGUGUCUCUCCUGAGUUACGCAUCGGUUAUGGUGCUGUAUUCUGUCAGCGAGGCCCUCUGCUUCCAGGCCGCGCUGCCGGCAUAAAGGACGCCGCCAAUGCCGGAAAAGAGCGGGUUGGCUGAGAGGUACCCCAGCAUCGAAAGGUGCUUGACAGAUGAGUCGGCUGCCUUCAGCAAUGCGUCCUCAUCACACGUUGCCCUGUCACGCGCACACCUAUAACCUGACGAUUAAGACAGAGAAGUACACACGAUACGACAUACAUGCAUUCGUGCUUACCUAAGUAGCACUCGACAGGCCGCUCUGACACAGACACACACACACACACACACUGGGCAUUGUCCAUCCAUCCAUCCCUCCCUCCCUCCAUUGCCGCCUACCUGGUGGGCAUAGCUGUGUCUUGUCGACUUUUAGGCACACGAGCUGGGCCUGUUCCUGCAUGAUGCUUUUCAGGCGGCUCACACCUAUAAUCACGUUGUACAAAAACAAAUGAAGCGGGCUCUCGGCGGCAUCGGGCAGAUUGUCGAUAAGGGCCUGCAUCUGAACAAGACAGAGAAGAAAAACCAACAAGCUGCAUGCGCCGUACUAUUGUCAUCUCCUGUGUCUCCUCACUUACCCAUUGUGGUCGGAAUUUGCAAACGACGAGCAAGGCGGGCCUCAAGUUGACUAAGUCAUUACCCCUGCAUGACAGAGGGAUGAAUGGGGUAAUGAUCAUUCGAAUGCCUCGGGGUGAGGGCACUCACACGUAAACCUUCAGUUCUUUCCAGAUGGCUCUGUCCUUUUUAAUGGCCUUACACACGUCGGACUCCACCUUGGCAAGCUGAAUCCCCCGGCGGAUGGCGCGGGGGUGUGCUGCACCAGAGGCAAGGACACGGCUCAUGGUCAGCAGAAGGAUGCCGAACGUGGAAGGGCAAAGCCUCAUUCUCGCGCGGGCGUCUCAGAC